Molecule: messenger RNA, 1056 nt
Organism: Brettanomyces bruxellensis
Lineage: Eukaryota; Fungi; Ascomycota; Pichiomycetes; Pichiales; Pichiaceae
Exons: 2
Coding region: 1-1056 (351 amino acids)
Source: RefSeq, a predicted model, not a curated record
AUGGGACUCAGCAUCCGGCAGGUUCAGGAGGGAGAGCCGGCCAGCAACCGAGCAAAGCGUAUAAGACUCUCAAAGGACAAGAGAGAGCAUUUAAACACAGAAGAGGAGGAUUCGGAUGAAGAGCUGCAGGAAAGACAGGGGGAGGAACAAGGGGAGCGAGAGGGGCAACGGCCAGGCACUAUUCAGAUUGUGGACGACACGAAUUCUGUUCUUUCGAUGAAUUCAUCGAUGUCUUCAUCAUCUGUACCGGGCCAUGUACCCACGCUGUUGGAGACGUUGGGGAAUUUGAGAGAGAGGCUCAGCCGGGUGCGCGAGAGGCGGCGGCUGCUCACGCGGGGUGCUGCGCAGGGCACCACACCGGGCAGUGCGCAGGGCACAAUAUCAGGCAGCCCGUCGGACACCACACCAGGCACCGCGCCUGGCCUCGUGCCGUCGCCCGGUAGAGCCACCGGGCAGCUUUCGCGGGUGCCGUCGGUGCACUCGGGGCGCCCUGGGCAGUCCACGCGGUCCCUACGGCUACCGCGAAUUUUGGCCGGGGCAAGAGAUCCCGAGUGGACUGAGGCCCAGCGGCAGAUGGCCGGUGAGAGUAUUCUUUCUCGGCCAAUGCGCCACCUGAAUGCCUCGUUCCUCGUGAACGGACACCGGGCACCCUACCGGGCCUCCCACGGGGACCCCCGCAGAGAGCUUCACCGGGACCUCUGGGACGAUUACCCGGAUGGCAGCCCCGAGGGCAUCGAGCGCCGGCGGCAGAUCGUCCAGGAGCUCGGGGCAAGCUUGCGGGCGGCCCGGCAGCGGAUGUUCGAAAACUCCGGGCUCCAAUUCUAUGAUUACAACUCGUUCUUGUGGAACUUGGACUACGAUUUGCCCGCCUGCCGUCGGGACCCGGGCUGUGCACUCGAGGAGGGCCACCGGGUGGCUGGCGAGGGCGGCGACCGGUUCGCGAUUUCGCGCGAGAGGCUCACGGCACUUUCGCGAGCCUGCUUCGAACGGUUUGGUCGCGGGCUUCCCUCGGGGGUGCUAUUUGAGGAGGAGAGCGACAGCGAGGCCGAAGGGUGA